AUGGUCUAUCAAGAUCACCUCACGAAGUUCUGUAUUUUGCGCCCCUUGACAUCGAAACGUGCCGCUGAGGUUGCAUUUCAACUGCUAGACAUCUUUCUCCUACUUGGUGCUCCGUCUGUGCUGCAAAGUGACAGUGGUUCGGAAUUUAUAGCACAUGUAAUCACUGAACUGAAAGUAAUGUGGCCAGAGUUGGUGAUGGUCCAUGGGAUACCUAAGCAUCCACAGAGCCAAGGGUCCGUAGAAAGAGCAAACUGUGACAUUAAGGGCAUUCUUGUUUGUUGGUUAGGAGAUAAUAAUACAACUGUUGGACUCACAUUUGUUCAGUUUCAGAAGAACUCCAGUCUUUACAGUGGAAUUAAGUGUUCCCUAUUUGCGGCACUGUUGGGUUCUGGUGCUCGCACUGGCCUGUCAUCAUCUAGCCUCCCUCCUGAAGUUCUCCAUCGAUUGCAGUCAGAGGAUGAUCUACUUGCAGCCAUUGCAUUGCCAGUUCCUGAUGAAGAUGCUGAUCGUGUGACCACUGCAGCUGACUCCUCUAUACCUGACCCGGCAAGUCCUCCCAAAACUAUCCAACUACAUAAGAUGACGUUACUGUGA
Molecule: messenger RNA, 594 nt
Organism: Gigantopelta aegis
Lineage: Eukaryota; Metazoa; Mollusca; Gastropoda; Neomphalida; Peltospiridae
Product: KRAB-A domain-containing protein 2-like
Exons: 1
Coding region: 1-594 (197 amino acids)
Biological process (GO): DNA integration
Molecular function (GO): nucleic acid binding
Source: RefSeq, a predicted model, not a curated record